Messenger RNA from Suillus subaureus, 1623 nucleotides. RefSeq names its product chaperonin Cpn60/TCP-1 family. Gene Ontology annotation, cellular component: chaperonin-containing T-complex. The record is from RefSeq and is a predicted model, not a curated record. Gene Ontology annotation, biological process: protein folding. Lineage: Eukaryota; Fungi; Basidiomycota; Agaricomycetes; Boletales; Suillaceae. Gene Ontology annotation, molecular function: ATP hydrolysis activity; ATP binding; ATP-dependent protein folding chaperone. Bases 1 to 1623 code for a protein of 540 amino acids. The transcript is spliced from 9 exons.
AUGUUCCAACGCGAUCCUCGAGCUGGCGCGUUUCUCGGUGGUGACCGCGUGUCAGGCCAAGAUAUACGGGAUCAGAAUGUGACCGCGGCCCUGGCCAUCGCAAAUAUUGUCAAAAGUUCUCUGGGUCCACUCGGGCUCGAUAAAAUGCUCGUUGACAACAUUGGAGAAGUGACCAUCUCGAAUGAUGGCGCAACUAUCCUGUCUCUUCUGUCUGUGGAGCACCCAGCUGGAAAGAUUUUCGUCGAUCUCGCGCAAAAGCAGGAUAAGGAGGUUGGAGAUGGUACAACCUCUGUGGUCAUCAUUGCAUCUGAGCUUCUUCGACGCGCGAACGAGCUCGUAAAAGCGAAAAUACAUCCGACCACGAUCAUCACAGGCUACCGACUUGCUUGCAGGGAGGCUGUCAAGUUCAUGCAGGAUCAACUCAGCAUCAAAGUUGAUUCUCUCGGUCGUGAUGCACUUGUAAAUGCUGCCAAGACUAGCAUGUCUAGCAAGAUAAUCGGAAAUGAUGAUGAUCUAUUUGCCCCUAUGGCUGUGGACGCCAUGCUUGCUGUCAAGACUAUUAACUUGCGCGGUGACAUCAAGUAUCCGGUCAAGGCUGUCAACGUGCUCAAGGCUCACGGCAAAAGUGCCAGAGAAUCCCUGUACGUCCAAGGUUAUGCACUGAACUGCACGGUUGCUAGUCAAGCAAUGAAAAAACGCGUAACCAAUGCAAAAAUUGCGUGUUUAGACAUCAAUCUUCAGAAAGCCCGCAUGCAGCUGGGUGUGCAGAUCCUGGUCGAAGAUCCAAAUCAACUAGAGGAGAUCAGGAAACGUGAAGCAGAAAUCACGCUGGAACGAAUUCGCAAAAUUUUGGCAUCAGGAGCCAACGUUGUUCUGACCACAAAGGGCAUUGACGACUUAUGUCUGAAAGAGUUUGUUGAAGCUGGCGCGAUGGCAGUUAGAAGGUGCAGAAAGGAGGACCUCCGACGCAUCGCAAAGGCAACAGGUGGUACGCUCAUCUCAAGUCUCGCGAACUUGGAAGGUGAGGAGACAUAUGAGGCCAGCUACCUCGGUUCAGCGGACGAAGUUGGCACCAAGGUGGUCAACUCUGCAUCCAUUGUUCUGCGUGGAGCGAAUGACUACAUGCUAGAUGAGAUGGAGAGAGCGUUGCAUGAUACCCUUUCCAUCAUCAAGCGUACUUUAGAAAGCGGAGCUGUUGUUCCUGGAGGUGGUGCGGUUGAAUCUGCCCUCAGCAUUUACUUGGAAAACUUUGCGACAACCUUGGGAUCGCGGGAACAGCUGGCGAUCGCCGAAUUCGCUGCAGCUCUGCUUUCAAUCCCAAAACAGCUUGCCGUCAACGCUGCGAAGGAUUCCACCGAUCUUGUCGCCAAACUGCGUGCUUACCAUCACGCCGCGCAGAACGCGCCUGCGGGUGAUCCGAAAAAGGUGCUACUUCGCUACGGCCUAGACCUUAUGAACGGAGAUGUCCGUGACAAUGUUGUGGCUGGUGUGCUGGAGCCGACGAUGAGUAAAGUCCGGAGUUUGAAGUCGGCGUACGAGGCUGCCAUUUCGCUUUUGCGGAUUGAUGACGCUAUUCAGUGCGUACCGGAGCCAAAGCCGGAAGCAGACUCACAUGGCCAUUAA